This is a messenger RNA of Eimeria tenella, 1023 nucleotides long. RefSeq lists its product as uncharacterized. Lineage: Eukaryota; Apicomplexa; Conoidasida; Eucoccidiorida; Eimeriidae. The record is from RefSeq and is a predicted model, not a curated record. The transcript is spliced from 3 exons. Bases 1 to 1023 code for a protein of 340 amino acids.
AUGAGCAGCACAGGGGAGACGCCAGCUGCUGAGGUGUCAGCAGCAGCUGCAGCAGCUGCAGCAGGCGCAGCAGGCGCAGCAGCAAAACAGCUAAUGGCAGCAGAUGGAGCGGAUGCACACGCUGUGGCACCAGCAGCAGAAGCAGCAGCAGCAGAGGCGGAAGCCGCUGCAGCAGAAGCUGCAGCGCCAGCAACUGUGGAAGCCGCUGCAGCAGAAGCUGCAGCUACACGAGUAGCAGCAGCAGAAGCAGCAGAGGAGGCAGCAGCAGCAGAAGCAGAAGCAACAGCAGCAGAAGCAGCAGAAGCAGAAGCAGCAGCAGCAGAAGCAGCAGCAGCAAGUAGCCCGGAGCCUGCAGAGGCCCCCCAACCAGACUCUAAUGCUGAAAGCCGAUCCUCUCCAGCAGCAGCAGCAGCAGCAGCAGCAGGAGCAGCAGCAGCAGCAGACUCAGGCUCGCCCUUAGCAGCAGACGCAGCUCUUGAGGAGCAGCAGCAAAAGCAGCGGCCGAAACGGCAGCAGCAACCAAAACAGAAGCAGCAGCAGCAACAACAACAACAACAGCAGAAGAAGCAGCAAGAGAAGCGGCAACAGCAACAGUCGGAAGGGCAGCAGCAGCAGCAGCAGCAGCAGCAGGAGCGGCAGCAGCAGCAGCAGCAGCAGCAGCAGCAGGAAGGAUCCCCAUCACCUCCGAAGAGCAAAAGCAAGGCAGCUGCCAAAGAAGAGCUGCAAAUGCUGGAGCAUUUCUUGAAGGAACAAAAGGCCCAAAUUCGGGCCGCCAGAGACACUCGCCGAUGGGAAGGAGACCCCAGAAAGCAGCCGCAAGCACCUCCCCGCGAGACGCAGCAGCAGCAGCAGCAGCAGCAGCAGCAGCAAACAAACACACCGGACAUUCUCAGCAAGAAGCAGCGCCACCGGCAGCACCAAUUUGGCCCCCCUUCCCCCCAGACGAAAAGGGAUUUGAAGCGGCAGCAGCAGCAGCAGCAGCAGCAAUUGCAGCAGCAGCAGGAACAGCAGCAGCAGCAGUAG